UUUUUUUUUUUUUUUUUUUUUUUUUUCGAUUUUUUUUUUCCGUUUUUCUUUCCGUAUUUCUCGCUAUUUUCUCGGCACACCGCGAGACCCGCGCGCAACGACAAACACAAAAUAACGCCCGUAACAGCAUUAGCACACGGACGACAACAUAAUAACAUCAUCAUCAUUGUUAUUUUCGUUAACGAUAUGUUCGUCCCGCCGGAACAAUAUUGACUCGCGCCGCGUAUUUAUUAUUACCGCGUCCCGGACCUACCGCCGUCGUCGUCGUCUCCACCGCCGCUGUUAGGCGUAACAAUAAUAUAUCCAAUAUUAUCGUACACAUUAUUUUGUAAAAUACUUACCGCGGGACGAUCGUCGUGUCCGCCUCAAAAGACGCAAUAAUCGGGGGCACGUUCUUGUACCCGUUGUUAUUAUUACUGUUGUUGUUACACAUAUUCGCAGCGUGACGACGACACGACGACGACGUGAAGAAUCGUCAUCAUCAUGUUCAUGUGCACUCUGAUUCUGACGUGCGUAGCGGUCACGCUCAUAGCCGUGGUCGUCAGCAAGCGGCUCAAGUUCAUCCGCGCGUUCCGCACGCUGCCCGGGCCACCGGCCUUGCCGCUUUUCGGCAACGCACUUCAGCUCAACGGUUCCCCGUCAGGUAAGAGGCUGGCCUAAUCACCAGACUUAGCCUAGCCUAUGGGGGGGUGGGGGGGGGGUGUGGGAAACCCGGAGGAACGAUUUCGGUCGAACUAUAGAAAAGAAAAAAAACUCAUAUGCUCGCGGUCGACGCUCGUUUCGUCGGUUAUUAUCCGAUUCGUGAUUCGAAUGAACGUAAACCGCGAACAAAUUGGCCAAUUUUCUAAAAUUCGUUACGUAAACUGCGACAAAACAGAAAAUAAAUACGUCAUAUACGAACUGCGACAAAACCAAAAUGUAUUAUGUUUUUCCUAUCGCAGUUUGCCGUCGCGCCCUCUUGUUUUACCGCACGGGCACAUAACGACGGAAUACUAAAACGGGACCGCCAAAAACUUCCCGUUCGCGGUUUGUCCGAUGGACCGAGAAAACGAGAAAUCUGUGCUCGAAAAACAAGAGCAAUCCGGAUUUUAAACCGACCCGUUCCACUCGAAUCCCUAAAUCAGGCCGUAAUAUUGCGCCCGUGCCGAAAUCUAAUGUCACGAUGAGUCACAACGAUAUUCUAACAAUACCUUUGGUCCCUAUGUUUUUUAUAUAUAUAUAUAUAUAUAUACAAUUUUGUACGAUUUCUAUACCGUAUACAGAUAACUUGUUCUCUUUUUUUUUGGUCUAUACUUCGUAUACAAUUAAAAUCCAUGUCAUUGUACGUACAACAAUUAGUGUGUGUUUUCAACAUUUAAGUUGUAGUACAUUGAAAACCAUACGAAAUUGACUGUAGACCUUCUGCCCCGGACCAAAAAUGGGGUAUGAACUAAUACAAUAUACUUAACAAUCAUUAUUUAAUAUAAUAAUAGGUGAUAACUAUACGUAUGGAACAUCGCUGACCAUACUGUUAUAUCGGCUGACAUUUUGUUUUUACCAACAUCAGUUUCGUAUAAACAAUAAUAUUGUAUUAUGAUGUUGUAUAAUUUUAUGCAAAAUUUAACAAUUUAUUUCACUUUAACACUUCGUCGCGUUGUUAAUCAACAAUACGCUAAUAUACGAACUGUUCGCCGACGUUCAGCCGAUACGUAUUCGAGCACGGCGUAUUUAUAUCGCGAAUCGAUUGAAAAUAGAUUUCGACUGAUAAAAUACAGAUUAUUCGACAGAUAAAAUGUGUACGUGCGUACGUAUACUGCAAUAAUACGAGUGUAACGUAGGUGCAUAAAAAAAUUACGAUUCGGCAAUCGUAUAAAAUGAACGUAUUUUACAACGAUAAAUGGAUAGAAAAAAAAAAAAAACAUUCAGUGUGGUGCGUAUACCUAUUUACGAUUUGAUUUUUUUUUUUUCACGGAGGAAAGUAGAUGGAUUAACAUAAUUUAGAUGGCCACUCAAAUCGAACCGAGCCGACCAAUAUUUAAGUAAAAGUACGUGAAGUAGUGUAAACACCCUAUUCGCUCCCCCACCCCGUAAAUACGAGACAUUGUGCGCGAUAUUAAUUAUUUUAGCAUAGGUAUACUGUAGGGGGUUGUUAUAAAAUGGAAAGUAAUGUCAAUUUACCCGCGGGUAACAAAAUAUCGCGGAAUAAAAUAUUUAAAUAUUUAAAUACGGCUAUUUAUUUCGUAUUAUAAACGUAUUACCUUAAUACGGUCUUCUGCAGGUAAUAAUAAUUUUAUAGUAUUAUUACCUACGUACAAAAGUCUAUUUUUAUUAUCACGAUAAUUCCCGCGUGAUAAAAACGAAAAAAAUGUAUACACGCGGCUACUUAUUUUAUCUUAAAAAAUAAUAUUACAUUAAAACACUCGUCUCGAAUCUUGAUACAAUAAUAAUAACGUUGUAAUAAAUUGAACGGGCCGCGCUUCGAUAUAAUAACAUUUUUAUUAUACGAUUUUACCGAGGGAAUUUCUAAAGCACAGAUAUGUAUUUAUUUCAUUCGAUUGCUAAUUUAUCUGCGUGUACAGGUUGUAAAAUUCGGGUACUCGAGACGUGCGCAAACAGUAUUGCUGCGUGCAAUAUCCGAAGAGAUAAGUGUAGUUAUAGGUAUAACGUGUAGGUACGAGACAAUCGAUUAGAUGAAAAACGCUGCGAAACAAUAUUGUAAAUGUUCAACCGACGAAAAUCGGGUUAUAAAAUAGAUAAUAUUUCAUACAAAACUGACAUAACAACACGGUGCGUGCCUAAUAUAAAUCCAAUUGAAAUGUCUCCAAUAUUCUUUGGCUGGGAAAAUAGAAAAAAAAAAAAAAAAAAGACGGACGUCAUAUUUCGGAGAAGUUGGGAAGGUAGUGGGGAAAUCGAAUGUUAUGUAACCGUUGCUAACGAAAAACGAUUCUAAACGGAUUUCGGUCAAUAGUGUUGCUUUUUGAACAAUAUAUAUAUAUAUAUGUAUAUGUCAUAUUAUGGUAAAACAUAGGUAAUUAGGUAAUAUGUAAUUCUUUAAUAAUAUUUGUUUAAUAUUGUAUAUGUUUUCCCGUUUUUUCCCAGUUUUUCACAUUUUUUGGAAAAACUGCUCAGGGAAUCAAACCUUCCUGAAGUACCGCCCCAGUCAGAAAAACUGUUAUCAUUGUAAAUCGGGGCAAAAUCGCUGGUGGAAAAGUUGUUCACAGGAAAAAAAAAACAUCAUUUUAAAACCACCAAAUUUCUCCAAUGGCGUCUGGACGCCCCUUCCCCUUCCCCUAGACACCAAUAUAAUUUCAAUAAACUAUCGUCUAAAAAAAAGGCAACUAUUGAUAGAGAUACCCUUUAAAUACAUAUGAUUUUUCUCGCUCUACUCAGAAUUUAAAAUGUACAUUAUAUAAUAUUAUAAUAUACAUGUGGCAGUUCCCUAACGUACUUUCGAAAUGUUAAAUUGUUUAAAGUUUUUGUAUUAUACCUAUAUGGUAAGCAAUAUUGAAGGUCACUGGUGUUUCGCAAGAGCUACGAUAUAAAUAAAACUAAUGUCAGAUGCUCGAGUUAAUAAUAUCAUAUGAAUACAAUGCGUCUGGACGUCGGUAUAUUAUAAUACGAUAGGUGUUUGCGAAAAAGGUGUCAAAAUAGUCACUGAAAGUGGUGUAUUUUUGGAGGGAAAGGAGCGUUUCCAGGAUCUCGACCCCCACCAGAAGAAAAAAUAUGGUUUAAAAGUUAUAAACUUAAGUUUAACUACUAAGACUAAAGUCAUUACUUGCUACGAAGGUGUAGAGAAAGAGAACAUUGAUUUAUAUAGGGUGAUCUUUUUAUCAUAAACCAGUAAUUAACUCGGAAUUUAUAUAAUAUUAAAAAAAUCACCUAUUUUUUAGACAAAUAUUCAACCCCCCCCCCCCCCCAAAAAAAAAAAAAAAAAUUGGAAAUACACCACUGGUCACUGGGUUGUGAAAAACGAGUUAUUUACGCCGGAAUAACAAAAAAAAUCACUAUUUUUUCGUAUAGAACGCGAGUUGGGUGUAUUUUUUUGGUCACUGGGUUGUGAAAAACGAGUUAUUUACGCCGGAAUAACAAAAAAAAUCACUAUUUUUUCGUAUAGAACGCGAGUUCAGUGGAUUUUUUUAAUACUGAACGUGUUAUUUCGUGAUUUUUUCGUUUUUCGUAUAUGUUUUAAGUUAUUUCGCACCUUUCGAAUGCGCCGCGUUAGAAAAGUUAAGUAAAUUUAACCCAUAUUUUAAUUUUUCUUAAUAUUUAAAUCAACGUGCAUAAUAAUAAGUCAAGGCUGUUUUUGUUUUAGUUUUUAAAUGUACAACAAAAAAGUCGUAUUUCGAUCAUUAAAAUACCAAAAUCACGUUAAACAAAAUAAAAUCUUACAAUUCUAAAACCGUGGAAAAAUGACUAUCUCGCGUUUUUAAUUGAAGUUUUUUAUUGUCCCGAUUCUCCAUUAUUCCGCGAUGUCGGGAAAUUCGAAAACGGACCCCUCAUUGAAUGCGUGUCAAAUACUAAACUCUAUUGUCAAACUCGUUUAACUCGAGCUUUAUAAACUCGCAAUCGUUGAUACUUCGAACUUUUUCUCCGGUCCCUAGAAUAUCCAGAGUAUCGUCCUAUUUACACAACGUAGAAAACAAAUCCCGUUCAACUGGAAUGUUUCGUGGAUAACUCGUAGUUCCAAUUAAUUUCAAACACGAUCAGCGAUACUUCCGUACGGAUCAUUUCCAUAUGUACAUUCACUAUCGAUGGUAUAGUUAUCAAUAUUACGGUUUCUGAUGCGUUUUAUGCAACUGCGGGUUUACCGUACUGGACAAUACGCGAUACCUUUUCCGCUCGCGUGCUUAUACACUUAUACAGUGCCCCGUUACGUUUCAACGGGACGCGUUAGCAAUUUUUAUAAAAUCAUGCCUUAUCAAAACGAAUAAAAUCGGCGACAAAACGAUUUUUUUUCCGUCAGACACCUCCGACUCCGGGUCGACCGACUGUAACGCGUAUUAAGGGCCGUUCUCAUCACACGCUACCUCCACACGCUUUCGUUAAUCCGAAAAAAAAAAAAAAUCAACGUUUAUGCCGGCCAACGAAUGGACCGGCAAAAGGCGCGUAACCGUAUAUUACCUUCUUCUCUUUGUACGCUCUCGUCAACCCUCUCGGACUCCCGAGGGUCCCGAGUGCGCCCCGGCGGCUCAUUUAUUAUACAAUAUGUACAAAUCGCAUCUAUUACGCGAUCGUUCAUUAUAUUGUUCGCUUUAUGGCGUGACUUUUUUUUUUUUUUUAAUCGCGAUCGUCCGCGCAAAAUAAAUAUCAAUAAUAUUUCCCGAUAAAAAAAAAAAAAUAACACGACUAAUGCCUGCGCAUAAAACGAGACGUCGCGCGCCGUUGUCUUACGUUCAAUAAGACACACUCAGACACCGCAGUAUCUACGAUAAUGUUCUGAAAUUUACGAUAAAAAAAAAAAAAAAAAAAUCAACCGGGCGAUUAAAUCGCACGGCUACUCGCAGCCCAGGUUUAUUGUUAAACGUUAAUGUUUUAAUAUUUUAACAACGAUAACAACAAUAAUGUGUUAUAGUUGUUAAAUCAUACGCUAUUACGAUAUAAGUCACGAGGUUUUCGGAGUUGAACGCCGCAAUGAUGUUCUUGUAGUCCAGUGCGCGUGCACACUGCACGCGAAACCGACACUUUCCCCUAAUUAAAAUAUUUAUAGGAUGAUAUAAUGUUUUUGCAAUACGGCACAGGCUGCACGCGUGCAUGCUGUAUACAGGUAUGGGUUAUUGAGAGUCAAUUUUUUUGUUUUCGGUACAAACGAUAACCAUCGGAAUGAUACUAACGCGUGUGUUUACCUAUAUAGGCACCGUUCGAUACCUUAUUAAUGUUUAUACCCACUGCCGUUAUCGUCGUUAAUACACCUAAUACGUAUAUAAUAAUAUAUUAAUUAUAUUAAUUCAACGGAGCUAAAUAUUUAAUCGCCGUAUCGAACUGUUAAGUUAAUAUAUUAUUCAUUAUUAUUAUGACGGUUUAUGUAUUGUGCAAAGUGCAUAGUAUUAUUGUGUAGCAUAUAUACAUAGGGUAUAUAUAGUGUAGUGUAUUUGUUUAUUUAAUUUUUUUUUUUUUUUUUUUUGUUACGGUUAUAAAAUAAAGUUACAGCAGAUGCAUGUUAUAUUAUUAUACACAGAUAAUGAUUAAGUAAAUCGUCGAAACCGCACGACGGUAGUACAUAAUAUAACUGCAUACGCUACACGAGUAUGUAUAGAUUUAAUGUCAUUUUAGUCAACGCAACCUGAGGAUACGACAGUAUAAAUAAUGUAAUUAUUAUUUUAUCCGUACGUAAGAUAAAAAUUAAAAAAAGAACUGAAAGUGCCGAUAGAUUUUGUCCACUGUUGGAGGCGGAAAAUCGCGAAGCUAUAGGUAUAGGAUAGUAAUAUUACUAUAGGUUUUACAUAAUGUAUACUGUGCUCAAACAGUGACGUUAACAAUUGAAAUAGUCAUCAUUUUAAAAUCCCUUCUCCCACCAAAAAAAAAAAAAAUAUAAACAAAUAGCUAAAAAGUCGUAUUAUUAAUAUUCUGAACAAAACAAGAAACGUGUUGGUUUCACUCUGAUGUGCUUUUUUCUGCCUGUAAAUAAUUUUUCUAUCAGAGAUCUUGGUCCAAUUUUUGAGAGUACCAUCAUUUCCAAAAGAAAAUUGUAACUAUUUUGUAUGAUGUAAUAAUUGCUUGAUUUCCUUGCAGUUUUCCUAAUAGUGCAAAAACCGGACGAAAAUGUAGACAAAAGUUGGUUUUUGAAUAAAAGUUUGAAGUUAAAAAUUAGUUUGUUAAAAAAUGUAUAGUUUUUAAAAAUAUACAAAUUCUAUUAACAAAAAGUAAAUAAAUUAAAAAUACUUAGUGUCACUAAUGGAUGGCUUUUUUCCUAAAAAGUUUCACAAGUAACUCCUCUCUAGUACAUUUGCUUUUAUUCUAAAUAAGAAUAGAUUGUAAAUACUUGAUAAAAAUAUAAAUAAAAAAAAAGUUAAAAAACCAAUGAAAAUUUUAUAAAUCACGGUAUUUCAAAACAUGUUUAAUUGAACUUGGAUCAGAAUCGUUUUUCUUUUGCAAUGUUUUAUCGUUGCGUAUCAAUAUAAAUUAAAUAACUAUAUGUAUCCUAAUUUCCCAACUUUCCCAGUUGGUCAACAGUAUCAACUAUUAGCUCUAUUUUUUCGAGAAUCUAAAGAAAAACAAUUAACUAAUAUUAUAUUUAAUUCAUAUAGCGUGUUACUUAAUAAAUACCUAAUAUAAUAUUUGUAAUUAUUAAUAGUUGAAUUAUUGAAUAUUAAUUAAAUAUAAUGAUUUGCCAAUGUUCAUAGUAUAAUGUUCACGUUAUUUAUUUCUCCUUUUUUUACUAGGGUAAAAAAUAAAAUUUUAAAAAGCAAUAGUCCAAGGAAAGGGCGAUCCAUCUAUCACCUCCUCCUCCCAUAAAACCACUACUGUGUUCCACUGUAUAAAUCAUUGCAGACGAUACUCUGAUACCGGAGAUCGAUUAUGCGUGUAAUUGAUUAUUUUACCAAAAUUUUUUCAGUUUUCCUGGGUUUUAAUAUUAACAUUAAAUUUUUAAAAGGAAAAUCAACAAAUAAAUACCCUCGUCUCCCAAAGCACGGCGAGACGAAAUUAUCUACCAGUAAUCAUCUUUAAAAUUGACGAACAAGAUAACAUAUUAUAGUAAAACCUCGCUUCGCUCAAAACAUAAAAAUAAUGUUUUUUUUUCUAAAAUGUAUAAAUUAAUUCAUUUCACACGAGUCACAAAUGAAUGAAAAAUAAUAAUAAUAAAAAAACCACUUAUUCAAAAAAAAAUACACAACGUUUAUAAGAUCAAACGAAUUGACCAUUAUGUCAUUUAAAUGGGAACAUUUUGAAUAAGGGAUAUUUCCAACGGGGUUAUUUUGACGGUGAAAUAUUUCUGACCAAGAUAUUUAGACCGUGAGAUAUUCGAGUGGAAACCACUUUUCCAAUAUUGUAGGUAUAUUUUCAAUAUUUUGUUUGGAAUAAUUUGUCUUGUAUUUGUGUAGUACGCACGUAGAUAUCAAUAGGUACAAUAAUCAUAAACAAUUAUACAUUUAUAAUAGAUAUUCUGCCGUCCCAAGAAAAAACGGCAUAAAUCGACAAAAAAAACGAGAUUAUACUCUAUUACGUUUAAUAUAACAGUUUAACGCGUUUUUCUACUAUAAUAUCAUUUUAAAUUCUGAGCGUAGCAUUUGUUUUACUAAGAUGGUAAUUUUUUUUCUUUGUUCUAGUCUGUGGAUACGUUUUUUCUUAGUAAAAUUGCUAUGAAUUUUACGUGUACCAACUUUUCUGAAAGCUCAAGUUAUCUAGAUGGUACUUUAAAAAGGUCACUUUUGGAUUUUCGGUGCCAUUUUUUUAAAUAAAAGCAAUUAAGUGGGAAAAAACAUAGGAAAACGUACAAUUUCACGAUUUCAUUAUUUUAUAAAAACACGGAUGACGUUUUCUACCAGAGAAAAUGAUUCAAUCGAAAAAUCACAAAACACCUUUUUUUGUUGUCUUUUUGAUGUACUUUUUUACGGUAUUAUUGAUAAAACUUUUGAGCUUUUAAGGAAUUUUAAUUUUUGGAGGUUGUUUUGCUUUAAUUCGGUUAUGAAUACUCGCAGAGACUUGAAACUUGGUAAUAAUACUUAUAUUGGACUUACUUAGACGUGGUAAAAUUUCCAAUAUCAUUAGGUGACUUUUUUUUUUAAUAAUAAUAAUAAUUUUGAAAUGAAAUUUAAACGAAAAUCUCAAAAAAAAUGACGACAGUUCAAAUUAUGUAUUACGAACUGCACUCAGAAUCGUUUUUCGUCAAACAAUGAUUUAUCGUUGUAUACAAAUAUAAAUAAAAUAACCUUAUGUAUCCUACCUUCCUAACUUCUCACCUACAACAGUGACCGCCCCCAUUCCCAGUAUCAGCUUUUUUUUUUUUACGAUUUAUGGCGUUUUUUCUUAUGAUGGCAGUAUUAUACUCAAUACUUAAUAUAAUAAUUAAUAUUAAAUGUUACAAACUAAUUAAGAUAACAACAACAAUUAUAAUGAAUGAUAAAUUAUGAUUGUACUAAUAAUAUCAGUAAUACUAAUAUUGAUAAUAUUAUAAUCGUGUGGCUUUCUGUCUAUUUUGAAAAUAACAGAAAAUUAGUUUCCAUAAUACAUUAUAUCAUUUUAUUAUAAUAUUAUACAUGAUUUUCUUGCAUAAUAAUAUUCUAUAUAGGUACUUAACUAUAAUUAACAUUUGUUAUUUAAAUGUCAGUACGAUGGACUUUGUUAAUGUGCAAAAAAUACUAUACCUAUCUAUUGUUAUAAACAAUACAAUAUCAAUACUGUACAAUUAUAGGUAAUUUAAUUAUAUAAUUAAAAUAUCAUUAUUUUAUACAAAUCAGUAAAUUAGGUAAAUUAGAUUAAAAAUGCGUAUUACAUGAUGUAGGUCAUACUUAACUAAUACUAGGUACGGUUAAAGAUCAAUAAAUUUCUCGAAAUUAUUAUAGUCUGUCUUUUAUAAUAUUUUGUGCUAUUUCCGAGGAAUUUUAAGGGGUCGUAUAUAGGCAAUUUCGAUGAAACUUUUGGAAAAAUUAAUAUUUAUCAACUGAAAAAUAUCCGAAUUCAAUUUCAAAUCAAUUUACAUAUUACAGUCCCGUAUAGACAACACAAUUAUUCACUGUGUAAUAAUUGAACAAACAAUACAUUUUUUUGAAAAUCUGUUUUGCGCGGGACAACCGUUUCCGUCUUGUUUUAUUGCCCCUUAAAAAAACAAACCUAAACGUUUGCCAGCAAAUACCUUAAAUUGUAUUUAUCUGGAAAAGUAACAUGAUCUCACAAAUUGUAUCUUAUUCAUUUUAACAAAUUCAUCGAUAAAAAUUAUUAUUGGUUUCUUAAGUUUUAUCAUUCACAUAAAUCAACUAAUCCAUUCGUAAAAUCUAGUCCGUUUCAACAAUCUAAACUUGGAAGACGAUUAAAAAUAUCUUUCGAUGAUAAACUAUAGAGAGAGUAUAUACUAUUUCGUUGAUCUGGAUUAAACAAAUCUCAGAACCAUUAUUAAAUGUGAUAUUUUCAGAAACGUAUUUACAUAAUUUUAGUAAAAUAUCAAAUAGAUUUUAUUUGUUUGUCUUGAUCUCAUUAAUAUUUCAUUAAUUCAUCUCUUUUUAUCAAAACACCUAAAUUUCUUAUCAAAUGCACCUCACGCAUUUAAAAUUAUCAAAUCAAUAAAAAAAUGUUCAUAUCAUUUCAUCUCAUUCAGUUUUUCUCACUUUUCCAGAACACCAGCCCCGAUGUUUUUGACUAUACCGAUGCAUCAAACGAGCAAUAUAUUAUAGUAAAAAUAUAUAUCGAAAAAUCGGUUUUUAAAUACCUGGCUCAUGGCUGUAUAAUAUUUUAACAAUAUUUUAUAACAACGAGAUUAUAAUAUUUAAAAAAAAUUAUUGCCGUAGUCUUGAAAAUAUUCUACUCUUUAAAUUUGGCCUCGGGUGUUUAUAAUCCACUCUAAAUUUAACCUUAACACCGCAAUGUUUUUCACAUUGAGUUCUGCAGUCGUUUCGCUAAUAUUGCCUGUUAAAUAUAGACAGAGAGACAUGUGCAGAAUACGUAAACAUAUUAUAUUAUUAUAUUAAACAAAUAUCGACGAAAUACAAAUUAGUUUGAUAUUCGACUAACGAUUCAACACAACUAUCGAAUUAAUGUAUUUCGGAAAAACAGCGUUUUUGUUUUCUUGUUUUUUCGCUAAACAUAACAUGACCGUAUUUUGAAGUUAGUUUCUUCGAACUGUAUACGGUUUUAUUUAUGAAAUCUAAUAUUAAAUAAUUUGACAGUUUUUAAUAUAGGAUCCUUAACACAAAUUUCCAGAAAAAAAAUUUAACAUCUACGAAUAUAAACACCAACAGUGAUAAUAAUAUUCUGUUUAUGAAUACAAAUAUAAAUAAACCAUAUCAAAAAAUGUUAGUAGUAAAAAUAGUUAGUACCCAGAAACGUAUAAGAGGAGAAGGUGCAAUAGGAGCAAAAAUUGCACUCUUUCCGAAGUCCGAAUCAUAAUUUAUCUUCUAAUUUAUCGCUGUAAACGAAAACGAUUCUGAGCAGAAUUCGGUAAAAGUGUAUAGUAGUAAAGUGGUGGUGUAAAUCACGAUAUAAGGCUCAGUUUUUUUCGCCAUUGAAUACAUCUCAUAAAUGAACCUUGACAUUUUUUGUUUGCUAAAUUCAAAUUUUUUCUCAGCUAACUUGUUAAGACAUUUUAUUCGAGAAGAAGAUUAUUCCUCUUUUCUAGUGUUCAAUCUUAAGAGUUUUCGAUUGUUACCCUCCUCUUUCAAUUUUUCCUUCUGCCCUCUAUUAUGGUAACCUUAAUAAUCAACUUUAACAAACUAUAUCAAACUAUAUAUUUUUCCUCUGUGCAAACAACGUACACUUAUUAAAAGAAAAUAAUUUUAUAUUGUAUUAUAAUGUUGGGGAAAUACAAACACCGUAUUGACCCUUAAGCAAUUUUUCGUUAAUCCGACAUCAAUGGCGUAAUUUAAGGUUGUGGCAGCAUGAAGGCGAUGUUGCACCCGCAAGAAUUCUUCUAAUGGGGCAAACUUAUCGAUUUGCACCCACGGACAAUAAACAAUAAAAUGUAACAUUUUAACAAUCGAAAUAAGAACAUUUGUUGAAGAACAGUGUAAAACUAAUACGCGAUAAAAGUUAUAUUGAUAAUUUAACCUGCAGUAGGUGUAUUACUCACAAAAACAAUUAACAUACUGUUCAAAAUCACAAUCUAACAGUAUUAUUUUCAAUUAUUACAGGCAUUGUAAUAAUGCGCUUGAAUUCAUGAAAAUGUUUUACAUUUGUUAAAUUCUUGGUUCUGUGGAAUUUUAAUUUGGUGCCAACAUUGAUAGUAUCUAUUAAUUUUGUGGUAUUUAUAGUAGUCAAAUAUCAGUUAGAUAUUUUAAGGAGUAGGGCCCGAUUAAUGAAUUUGCUACCAGUAGACUGGGUUCUUUUUUUUUCUUUCAUCGCUGAUUAUCAUAAACCGGCCCCUUCACCAUGGUUCAAGAGAUCAACGGGACAUCAAAAUAUCCGAACCUAAUCUAACGUUCUUUUUCGUAAAGUAAUUAAUUAAAAUAAAAGAAAUAAAGUGUUUUGUUGCGCCCCCGAUUUAGCAUUGGGCGACAGGCGACCUAGGCUGCAGCGUUUUCAGCCUAUUGGUUAAUCAGGCCCCGAAGGGGUUUAAACAGGAUAAUCUUUGCACACUUACCCUGGUUCUGCCGCAUGUGCCACUCGUGUCCGACAGUUUUCAUAAGAGUUUUCAUCAAAGUCAUAAUUAAUAUAAUAACGCGUAAAAUAGAUUGUUAUUAGCGUUUUAACUUCAUUCGUUAUAUUUUAUAGGCGGCAGUUACUUGCAAUUAAAUAUAAUUGUAAUGCAGUAAAUUCUAUAGACUUUACGCGGGGCCAAUAAAUCAAUUAUUUACAUAUAUUACAUAUAUAAUGCAUAAUAUAUAUAUAAAAAAAAAAAUACUUUUUUCGUAAAAAUACAUCGCAUAAAUUAAACAUUAUGUAUUUCUUCUUUUGUGCGCGUGUGAAUGAAACUUUUUUUUGUUUUCAUUGUUAUUUUUAUAAAAACCGUGGACGAUGACUAUCCCGGAAAUACACGCUCGGUGAAAGUACUGGUUUUGUCGAACCGCGGUGCGUUAUUAUCAUUGAUUUUUUUUUUUUACUUCUUAAAAUACUGUAUUAUUUGCAUUAACUUAUUUCUGAACAAAAAAAAAAAAAAAAUACUAUAUAAUAUGAUAGAUAUAAUAAUGCAAUAACUGUGUCUAGACUGUCUAACAUAUUGACCUUAUAUUGUAAUAUUAUUUAAGUAUAUACGAGCGCGUAUUAUUAAAAGUAGGUAAUGAGAUAAUAUUAUGGCGUAGAUAUAUUUUCAUACACAAUAUAUCAUGUUAAUAUUCGUGCCUGAUUAUCGAGUUGUACUUAGAAAGUAGGAUGGAAGAAAAAAAACGCGAGUUACAUUAUUGCAUUUUUGCGUACAUGUAUAAUAAUAUUGUCAAUGUCACGGUUGUGAAAAAAAAAAUAUGCACACAAACAAAGAAAUGGUAUACGUCUAUAUCGGGAACGAAAAAUGCAUAAUAUGCGAGUUAAGUACUGAGAGAAAAAAAAUCCGUACAAUAUGUUAACUGUUAAUAAAUUAUACGAGAAAAUUCUUUACAUUUUUAUUGCUGCAGCGAUUUAACGACAGAAAAAAUAAUAGUGACGAAAAAUAAAUUUUUUUUCGCUAAACAGACCAACACGUGUGUUUUGUAAGCUCACCACGUGUAAUUCGGUUAACUCUAUGUUCGUACGUCCAAUGUUUUAUAGUAUAAUUAUUAAUUUAAGUACCUGCAGAUUUUAGUCUUUUUUUUUUUGUAUAUCUCUGCGAACUUCGUCAUUGGGUAUACACUAUGAUAACGUAUACACUUCACUCCGGUGGCUUAUUUCUGGGCGAAUGGAAAUUUGGCAGAUAAUAUAUCACCCCCCUCCUCCUUGAACUUUUUUUAAAAGCUACUUAUACGUUUUUAACUUCAAAUUUCUUUACUUUUAAUUGGAAAAACCAUACGAUCCAAUAAUAUGUUAGGAUCUAUACGUAUAUUUUAAUACAGUUAAUGCAUUUCAAAAAUAUAAUAAACAUUAUCUUGUUUAAAACAUAGUCUACUUACCACUGUAUUAUGAAAUGGUUCCAGGUCAAAAUAUCUCCGGCAACAUAUCCCCUGUUAAGAAUAUCUACAGUAAGAAAUAUCUCCAGUAAAAAUAUCUUUGGUAAAAAAUAUCUCUCAUAGAAAUAUCUCUUAUAUAUAAAAUGUCUCUCGUAAAAAUGUCUCGGAUUUAUAUAAAUAUUUUUUAUUACCUUUUAAUUUUAGAUUGUGAGCAAUCCUUCUUAUAAAAAAUUGAAUAAAAUUUCGAUUGAACAAAACUUAUAUAAAUAUUUUAAAAAAAUAAUUAAAUUUAACAAGCCAACUGGCUUGAGCAUCAUAAUUAACUCUCGCUGUAUUCGUAUCACUCGCCAUACCUAACCCUAGCGUAGGAACUCGUAAUCAUGAAAAAUAUUUCAGAUAAUACUACACAACACUAAUAUUGCCAUUAGUUGCUAUUUCCUGUAGGAUAUUUCCAUUAACGAUAUUUUUUACUGGAAAUAUUUUGACCGGAGAUAUGUUAACCGAUCACCUCGUGAAAUAGGUUAGAUCAGUACCCGAAUAUUAAAUAAACAAGAGGUAAUAAAUUCCAUAUCCAUUUUAUUAGAUGAUAAAUUCAUAACCAUUACCCGCUCUUCCGGUCUAAGCUUUAAACUGUAGUCAUAACUCAUAAACGGUAAAUCCGACAUUAGUAUUUGAAUCUAUAAUCAAAAAGGGGAAUUUGAAAAUCAAAAUUACAUAUUUAUUUAAGGUGUACAGAACAGGAGUAAGAAAUUGAAAAUAUUUUUAAAAUAAAGUUUAAUAGAUGUUUAAAAAAAAAAAAAAACAUCAAUCAAAUUCCUUUAAAACCCUCCGAGAAAAUUGCCGGUCCAUAAUAAAAUGAUCGGAGGGGUGUGUAAUUAUAUUACUUUGGACGUUUUAUUCGCUCUUGAAAACAGCAUAAUAUAUUAUUAUAAUAUUAUAGUGAUUUUAUUUUUAUCCCGUUAACGGCCACACGAAUACACGCAUUAAGUAUAAUAUAAAAUAUAAUGUACAUUAAUUGUAGGUACACAUUAUUUCUGCAGAUCCGAUUGAUUUAUACAUGCAUAUUGAGAAUGAUCGUUUUUUUUCUUUUCGUUCUUUAUUCGUAUGCCACGUUAUCCGUCGUUUUCCUCGAGCUGAAAAACAGUUUGUGUAAUGCAUUUGAGUGUACUGAAAUAACAAUACAUUUUAAAUAAAUACACGUGUUCUAUUCAAUUACAAUAUAGCGAUUUAAUCGUAUAAAUGUCGGUAAUAAUAUUAUAUUGUACAAUAAUGUACAACUACGCUUAAUCUGUACAGUCAUAUAACAUGUUUUGCAGACGAUACUGCUGUAAUUUGUAUUGCUGAUACACGGAUCGAAAUUUUUAAAAAUAUUGAGGCUGAUUGAAAAUCGAUUGAUAACGGUUCGAGUGACAAUAGCUUGUUUCUAAAUGUUGACAAAUCGCCCAUUUUAUUUCACUCUUUGACUAAGCAUACAACACGCCGGUUUUACAUAAUAUGAAAAUCCGCGAUAAUAAUUGUAACUAUAAAUUGGAUCCCGUUGUUAAGAACUGCAAAAAACCUUGGUAUCAUCGAAAUGUGUUCUACGAUAUGAAAUGGGAAAAACAGAUAACAUCGGUUAGGUUACAAGAAAGCUGAGAAAGAUGAUUGACAUAAUGAAACAUCGAAACAACUACGUGAGAUUUUACCACUAAAAGAUAUAAGAACAUUAUAUUUAACGCUCUUUCAAUCUUUAAUAACAUAUAGUAUGAUCGGGUGGGUUGGGGCUUAUGAUAAUGCUUUAUCGCAGCUUCAAAAGUAUCAAAAUACUAUUAUCAGAGCCGCUUGCAAAAAAUAUUGGUGAUAUCCCACAGAAAAAAAAAAAAAUUUAUUGUCCUAAACUAUAUAUUUCAAAACAAUUAUUAUUAUUUAUCUAAAAAAAGAUGAUCAAUUACAUCCCAUAACCCAUGACGUCAACACUGGGUACACACUCAAUAACUUUUCCAUAGACUAGCCAAAAAAAAAAAAAAAAAAACGGCCUCCGAAAGGUAUUCGGUUCCCUAGGGAAUCAGAUUUUCAAUAUUAUGCCAUAUGAUUUGAUCAACACGCCGUUAAUACCGUUAUUCAAAAAGAAAAUUUCUCAUUGGCGCAAAUAUGAACCUAAUGCACCUAAGACUUAAAAUACAUACUUUGUUUUAAAUAUCAGUAGUUAUAAUUAAUAUUGAGUUAAAAAAAAUGAAUUGAUAUUUUAAUCGUCAGUUUAUAUUUAUACGUCUCUUGUAGUAUUAUUUAUUUAUCUAUGUUAUGUUUAUUAUACGUUAUAAGAAUUUUUGUAACCAUUGAUAAUAGAUAACACUGGGCGUCCACACGAGUUCCUCGCAAUGAGGCCCAGUAACCGUUUGGUAUUGAAAAUAAAAAAUAUCAUGUUGUAUUGUUGUACCGUAUAACAAUACAGGCGGAUCCCGGAAGGAGGGGAGGGCGAUAGGGAUGAUCGCCUCUGACUCCCAAAUAAUAUACCUAUUCUAUUUGUCCGAAUAUAUUCCGAGUUUGGUUUUCACCGUGAACGUGUGCCUUCAUGCAUUUUCAUAAUCGCCCUUCCCCCGAUUUCUUGUCCUGGAUCCGCCCCUGUACCGUAAUCGCUAUAUAAUGACGUAUAUAUACGAGGUACACACACGAUUCCGAUUCUUUUCGGUUAAUCGUGUCUUUAAACUAUUUACACGGCGUAAGACACGCGCGUCUGUUUUCUUUUUGGUCAUUUCAAAUACGUAUUAUGAAAACUUCGAAAGUUCGAAUGCAUAUUAAUGCAUGAUGACCGUCGGUUUUGAAAUAACACGUGUUUUUCAUUAAUUUCAACGCAAAAAUAUAUAUUCAUGUCAGCAACAGAUUCGAAUUCCAACGGCGUGUGCGCGUGACGAACCUGUAUCAAAUGUGCGAUUAUAACUGGUAUAUAUAGAUGGCGCUCUUUCCCGUUUAAUGUGUACUUGUUUAUUUGUGUGGCACGCAGCCGUGCAACGUCUUGAUACCAUUGUUUAUUAUAAUUACAAUAUUAUUUACUCGUUUAUUGUAUGUUUCAUAAUCAAUGACAAUAUAUUGUUAUCAUAAUAAUUCUUGAUAAUUAAGAAUAAUCAGAGGUCGACCGAAUUGUAAAAUUUUGAGUAUUGCACGCGAGUACCUUUAAUAAUAAUAAUAAAUAUAUUCUUAAAGUUACGCUCGCACACCCACGAUGCCAUAUUAUGUAUUUAACGGGUGAAUGUUAUAAUAUCGACCCAGAUGCAUUAGGUGCACGGGCUUUAAGCAUUAGUUUAGAGUUUGAUAUUUCAAAGUGUCAUUCAAGUCCUUCCACGGGAUCAAAGUUCCUAUAGUUUUUAAAUAGUACGAUUGUACGAUUUCUUACUCACCGAUGCAGGUAGUACAACCGUACCACCUGGUUAAUGAUCUAGGUAUCGCAUUUGAUCGGGAACUAAACUUUCACGAUCGUAUCAAAAAAUCUUGCUAUCUGGCUCUGAAGACAAUUGGCUUUAUAAAAAAGGGUCUCUGUGGAAUUUAAUUUGAUAUCAUCACUUAAAGCUUUAUAACGUGCGCUUGUCAGUUCUAUCCUCGAGUUUUGCCAUUGUUAUUUGGGACCCUGCUAGUGCGAGUAGCAGGAGCCAGAUAGAAAGGGUACAAUGUCAAUUUCUAAGUUUUUCUGCUAGGAUACUGCACAUUGACCACUCACCCCAUGAACCCGAUCCGGUAUUUCAAAUGCUUGGGCCAACCGUCUUAGCUGAUAGACGUGUAUCUGCUAACCAAGUGUUUCUAAGUAAACUCGCCAAUGGCUCUAUAGACUGUCCUGUUUGGUUGAACCAACUUAAUUUUAAAAUCCCUAGAUUCCAGUCACAUGCGACUCAUCCCUUUUUCAUACCUCUGUGCACCACCAAUUAUUCUCGGAAUGAACCGAUGUUCAGAACGAUGCGUAUUGCUAACGAGGACUCGUCGAUUUCUUUCUGCUAAUAUUAUUUUUCUAGAGUUUAUAUUUUACAUUUUUUUUUUUUAUAUAUUUCUUGUACACAUAUGUGUAUGCACAUUGUAGCGUUUUGUACUCCGGGCCACGGCCCGUUUUGUUUUAUAAAACAAAAUAUUACCUUCGGUCGAAAAGCUGGAUUUUCGGGAAUUUAGAUUCGUCGUUCGUUACGGUUUCCGCGGCAAACACUCGUUGGAGCACCCGGCGGACUUGCUCCUGCAGCUGCGGGUCACCGUUUCGACGGCCGUUCUGUUCAGCGGAGACGCGUACUCCGUACGGUAAGCUGAUAAUCACCGGUAUGGCCAUCGCUUGCGCCGGUCCUCCGUAUUUAUUAUUAUUCUCGGCGGCGAUCGGCUUCUGUUGCGUCCCGUACACCGCCGUGUCGACGGCGACGGGCCUCCGCCGGCGUACGUACACCCGGACCGUAGGUCUUGCCCGGUACCGGCCAACGGUCCGGGUCGCCUCCAACACGGCAGUACCGUGGUCCAGGUCGCCCGGCUCACCGACACCGCCGUCGCCAGUCGUCGCGAGCUGCGCACACCGCCAAUCGCGUCGUCGUGGCCGUUCGGUUUGCCCGCUGCCGUUCGCGUCGUCGCGGUCUUCAGCACGGCGUAAGGCUUGCAGCAAAGCCGCUACGGGCCCGUCCGCCGUCUGGACGCCGUCCGCUGUUCGGGUGCCGUUGGCCGACGCCACCGCCGUGGCCAUCAACAACGCCGCCAGCACAAUCAUCUGGGCGUACUGAGCCCUGCAAACGAGAGUCGGACCGGUCCGCAUCGUGGUUACUGUCGCGUGUUUUGUUUCGUCAAACUGAUGCGGACCGCCGCUGGCCCGUAUAGUCUGUGGGUGGGCGCGAGAGGAAAAAAAAUUGCACUAUACACUCGCCGUCAUCAUCGUCCUACAUACGAAUAUAAUAAUAUUGCAGUAUAGUCAUCGUUGUUUACAUUAAUUCUGUAUCGGAAAAAUCGCAUAUAUUCGUAUUGUGAUAAUAAACAUUUCGAAUGCACGGGCGCGGAUUGUACAAAAUAAUAUUCUUUGCUGAUAUUUUUCGGAUAAUAGUAACAACUUCUUAAAUCUAUGUCACCCCGUCGCGUUAUCCAAUUUCUUCUGGUAGAACAAUAACAAUUGGUUUACUCCAUCAAGUGUAAAGAAAAUAAAAAAAAAUAAAAAAAAAAAAAAAAAUAGUAAUUUGUCUAUGUGUUUCCCGGUUCGAUUUUCAGCUAUUACGUCGCGUAUUAUUGCUCAAGGGGAACAACCGUGUCUUGUAUAAUAUGUCCGUCUGCCGUCCUCUCAGUUUUUGAAUACACGCCGCAAAGACACCUAUUCGGGUAUCCUAUAGCUAUAGGACGCCUACGCUAUAGUGGAUAUCCCUACGGUAUCCCAUCACUGUCCGAUAGAAGAAUAUGGCGCGAUAAUGGGUUCUAAUAUAAUAGCGCCGGAUGUAACCCCUAAUACAUUCAUAAACACGAGUUUUGCUCGCGCGCCAUAUUUGUUGAAAAUAUUCUAUGUACGCAACACGUGCGUAGGAGUAAACGUCGCAUUACGAACCGUAACAAUAUUAUUAAGUUUUAGCUUGCGCCGCAGCUAUAAUAUCACUCGAAAUAGAAUUUGAACGCACAUUAGCCAUUGUCCUAUUAUAUAUGGAUACAUUUAUGCGCGAUAAGAUUUAUUAUUGCACCCUGUUCUCUUUUCCGUCUUUUAUACAUAUACAUAUCCUGUUUAAAUUAGCACACUCGUGUAUAACACAAUAAUAAUAACGAUAACGAUAUCCAACAUAUGUAUAUUCAUUUUUUUUUUUUUUUUUUUUUUUUUUUAAAUUAUUUUUUUUAAAAAAAUUUUUUUUUUUUUUAAAUUAUAUUAUUUAAAAAAAUAUUACUUUUUCUUAAAAUAGUCCGCUAUCAUAACUGUUUUCGUAUUCGCACGAGGAUCGACGAAUUUAUUUUAGAAUCAAACGUGCCAUUAUAAUAACAGAUGUCUCCCGUUGUGUUAGCAAAAUUGUUUGUUACGUACGAGUAAUACAAAAACAAAAACAUAAAACAUGUUUACAUUUAUUAUAUUACUCAAUAAUACGGUCUAUACGGAAUGAUGAAAAAUGGAAUAAAAACCGGAAACUAUUAAUUUGUUUAACAUUAUUUCGGUGUUAGUACAAGUACUCAUCAGACCCGUAGGUAGGUAUAUACGAGGAGGGGAUAAGGGGAUCAACCCUCCCCUGAAAAUUUGAAAAACGCAACAGUCCAAUACUGGUUUUAUUAAAUUGUUUAAAUUAUAAAUUUCUUUUCUCGUGAUCCUUUUGUAGUAUACCACAUUAUUUUAUUAAUACAAUAAUAGUUUAAUACACUGGACGAUAGCAUAAUGUAAGACACUCAUUGUCUCGUAAAGUGUGUGGUAAUUUCGUUGUAUUUGUGUUUAUUAUUUAUUUGUUUUUCUUUGAGUCGGCAAUCAACAUGCUUUUAAACGAUGCGUUAUCAUUAAUUUUAGUUAGAAAUAUCCUAAACACAAUAUAGCAUUUUUGAAAUUUUCGGACAAUAAUUGGAAAGUAGGCCAAUGACAACAUAAAAACAACGAAAUAUAAAUACAUUUUGUAGUAUAUGAGUUAGUUAUAUAAUUUAAAACUUUAAAAUUUAACGAUUGCUAAAAGCGUAGGCACCUAUUUGUGUAAAUUUAUAUAUACAUUUAAAUAUAAACUUCUCGACUGCCCUACGUAAUAGUAUAUUUCAAUAAUUUAGCUGUUCAUUUUGUAGGUGCACAUGACUAGCCUUCUCUAAUAUUAUUCGAAUUAUGUAUUGAAAAUUAUACGUCGAAAUUUCAGACAUUUUAAUCACUUCUGAAAUCGAAAUAAAAAAGACGGAUGUACUUCAAAAGACGGUUGGGCCGCUGUCGUUGGUGAGAAGUUGUGUGAUAGGAUAAAGAGGAGAAUGUAAUUUACAAGUUCGGUUAUAUAUGUUUUAAAAGGUCGUAAUAUUUACGAUUUUCGUCAAAACUUGACGAAUGUUAAAAUUAUUAUGGAAAAAAAAAAUACUACAUAAAACUAAAUUUUUUUUUCUUGUUGACCAUAGAUUAGACCAAUUAGAUUAAAUUAAGAAAAAUAAAUAUUUAAUUAAUAAAAAAUUAGAUUAAAGAAUUAUCAAUAAAAGGUCUUAUGUCAUUUUUUAACUGAAGCAAGAUUUCUAGAAGAAAACAUAAGUAACAAAAAUGUAAAUUCAUGAAAUCAUUACGACAAUUUGUCCGUUUAUCCCUACGUUUUUUCUACGUUUCCCCAAUUUCCCUAGUCCAAAGUAUCAACUAAAUAAAAUUUCCUUUCAGAAAAGGUAUUACACAUGAUACAUUAGAACAAUUUUUUUAGUAGACAUUUUGUACACAGUAUAUAUAUAUAUAUAAAUAUAAAUUUAAAAAAAAACAUAAUUGUAAAACCAAUUAUAUACAUUCCUCGUUUCAUUCAGAAUCAAAAAAAGUAAGACAGGUUACAACAAAUAAAACGCAAAUAAUACAAUAUUUUCAAGUGAUCCGAUUGAUUAAUUGAUGACUAAUUGAUCAAUACCUUAAUUCAACAAGUAAAUCCAAUAAAAUUGCGCAAUAAAUCAUAUAGAAAUUUAAAACAACUAGAUAAUAAAUUUAAGCUAACCUAAUAAAAAAGAUUUAUUUUUAUCUAAAUUAACUAAUAUGUAUUUAAUGUCCUGUGAUAUUAUUGAUAUUUCACGCGUGUGGCAUUUAAUUAUCUCUUGUAUUUGUCUUGCAAUGUUUAUUUAAUUUAUUUCCACCGACUCUUAAUUUCUAUCCAUAUCAAUUAAUAAGGUAUUGUAUACUAUAUCACUGUUGUAAAGUAUAAAAUCGAUAGUUGACAGUGGCGUAUCUUUUUUCUUAUGAAAUCUUUACCGGAAUACAAUUCGAUUGGAAAAACCACAUUUAUUACACGAUGUAGGAGACGACCCGUGUGAAUAAUGAAUGUCUUUUCCGAAAUCAGGAGACGAUUCGAGAAACUUUUAUUAUUAUUAUUUCUUUUUUUUUUUCUUUUUUUUUUUGUAAUUUCAUCGAAGACAAUUCGAGUGUGCCCGUCUAUAAUAGUAUUUUAUAUAACACAACGGCUAUAGGUACAUGGUAUUAAGUACGAAUAUUCUGAACCGUUUCAUUUUACAUGACUUACAAUCGACUCUCUGUGAAAAAUGUAUACUAAUUAUGAUUAUUAUUGUUGUGGAUCUAUAGAUUUCUUCAGACUUUUAUUGAAAUGGCACGAACAGUUCGGAAACACGUAUCAACUAUGGAUUGGUCUUCGACCGUUCGUGGCAAUGGCCGACUCGGAACAUAUACAAGUAAUACUAGCAUUAUUGUUAUACGAUAAUAUAUAAUAUAAUAUAAUAUAAUACAUUUAUAAUAUAUAAGGUUAGGUUAGGCAAACUAUAAUUUGAAUUCUAAACAGUUAAUAUUGUAAUAAUGUUUUUUUGGAGGAUACGAAUAUUUCCAUUUUUAGUUCCAAGGAAGGAGGGCUUCAUUCAAUUAUAUAUUUAAAAUUUAACUUGCUUAUAUCGGAAACACGAGCAAGUUAAAUUUUAAAAAUUACUACAUGACAUAAUUAUUGCUAAGUUACUGAAUUACUAAAUGACCUAUAUGCAAUCGUUCAAAGUCACAUUAUAAUCAUAUUACUUCUGUUUUUUUUUUUUGCCAAACUAUAUGUUCAUCUUAAGAUAUCAUAAUUUUCAGUAUAACAUCUAUACAUACACUUAUAUGUUAUUUAGACUAACGAAUAAAUGAGUUACAUAAAAUAUAAUUAUAAAAAAAUAAAACGUCAUAAAUUACCUUAAACACUUCUUCGAGUUCUUCGCUGGAACUAAAAGUACAGGUACUCGGUGGUGGCAUAUUAACGAUUUUCUUCUGGGGGUUAAUGACCGAAAAAAAUAAUAACUUUUUGUUGUACUAAGAUGUUUGUGUGUUUCUGGUUCUUUUUGGGGAGAGAGGGCUUCGAAUAAUGCUCCGAGAAUGACUUAUUGCUUUCAGUGUAUAAAUUAAAUUAUUCUAUAUCCUCUACUCACCAUUCAAUUUCUCACCUACUACAGUGGCCUACCCAUGGUGCUCAUACGUCCGGAUUUUAUAUUCUGAGGGGAGCGUGGAAUAUAUUGGUAUUACAAUGAUGUUUAUUUUUUUUUUUUCAUGUGUAGCGCUUUUUUCUGAAAGGAUAUCUGCUUGGGAUGGUACUAUGAUUUUUUUACAGUUUUUUAUUUUUCGCAGUAAUUUUUUGAUUUUCCCAAAAAAUUUCAUACUAAAUGGGAAAAACGUAGGAAAACGGGAAUAUGAAAGAAAUAUAUUAUUUUCAAAUCAUAAAUAUUACAACCUUUCAAAAUAUGUAUAAUCAAAGUUCACUCAGAAUUGUUUUUUGUUAGCAACGAUUAAUCUAUUCGUACGGAUAUAUAUUAAAUUUCCUCUUUACCUUCCCGAUUUCCCACCUACAACAGUGGCUUACCCAUCAUGCGAAGUAUGUCCGUUUGUGUUUUUUCUUACAUUUAUGUGACUUCUUCCAAAUAUAUGGGUAAUUUUUUUUUACUACAUCAUAUUUAAUAUAUUAUUAUCUAUAGCCAAUUAUUGUUUUUGGAUUUUUAUUAUUAUCAAUGCGUGUUAUUUUAACGUUUAACUAAUUUUUUUUUUUAGGUCGUUGAACAAAUUAUAGUAAAUUCAAUGAUUGCACGUGGCUAUCACAAAAAAAAAAAAUAAAAAUAAUAAUAAAAAAAACAUAAUAAUUAAUUGGUGUGCAUAAUUUACCGGUAGCAUUUUGCCCGUGACCUUGCUCGUUUAUAUUAAUUGAGCUUAUCGUUACUAUAUUUUGGUGUUUUUACACACGUGGGCACGUGUAAAAACAACACAAUAAAAAAUAUACAAAAACGGUUAAAUGAACAAAAAUUCAAACGUUCAACUACAUAUUCAUAUUAUUAAAAAAAUAUAUCGUUAGUUUCCUCUAUAAUUUUCACAGACUUAAUUUUUUCGCCGAUAAUAUGUUUUUUAAAUGACAUUCAAUGUCAAAUUACAAUUAUCUAUUCGUUAAAAUAUCAAAUAGUCACCUAACCCAAUACUGUUAUUGUAUAGAUUAUGAUAAUUUUUGUUACAGCAAAUAUUGAAUUCAUCGAUACACAUUGACAAAAAUUUAGAAUACAAUCUAUUGAUUCCAUUCAUCGGUACCGGAUUAGUUACGAGUUCAGGUAAAAAUUAAUUGUAACAAAAAUAUGACCAUCCUUUGGUACCUAAUAUCUGUAUCUGGAGUGAAAGGGGAAGGGGGUUCUAGUCCGCCACCCAAAAUUUUCUCAAAAGUAUUAUUAAUUAAUUUAAAGUUAAAUGAUAAUUAUCUAGUAGGUAAAUGUAUCGAUUUAUAUAUAUAUAUUAAUAUAUAUAGGUGUUUUUUUUUUUUUUUAAGAUUACUUAUCAUCGAUUUUAAUCACAAGCAAAGGAAACUUGUCCAUACAUGUUGUGUUAAAUAUACUUAUUAUUAUUUUAUGUUUAUACAAUAUACAAAUAUUUUCAUUCAAAAUAUUGGAACUUAGUAAGGUUUUUUUUUUUUUUAAGAGCUCGUAGGAAAUAAUCAAGGGGAUUAUCAAUGUGAGUAGACGUUUACUUUUAUGUGCCUUUUACCAGAGGUCUAAACCAAUAAAUUGACAAUUUUCUAUAAAACGAAUCGUUAGUUAUUAUUGUUCGUGACACCGUUCUGAGAAUAUCGAUUAUUUGUUAACGCAGGAACAAAAUGGCAUACAAGGAGGAAGUUAUUGACGCCAACGUUCCAUUUUAGUAUUCUCGAAGAAUUCCUGCCGUCCAUUGAAAAACAAAGUAAAAUUUUUGUAAAAGUUUUAAGAAAAGAGCUCUCCACUACUGGAUUCGACAUAAAACCAUACGCGAAAUUAGUUGCGCUCGAUAUAAUCGGGAACACAGCCAUGGGCUGUGAGUUCAAUACCCAAGAGAACUCCCAAUUGGAAUAUGUUAAAGCUCUCGACGAGUAAGUACAGUUCAUCAACAACAUUUUUAAAAUGGAUAUUAAGUUGAUUAACCGUACAACAAACCGUUCAAUAUGCUUAUCUUUGAAUUUAGCAAUUUAAAAAAAAAAAUUUAUUAAAAAACGAAACGAGACAUGACGGAUAAUUAAUAUUGUGAUUAAAUGAUUUAAAUAUUACUUAUAAUUUCACUGUAAAUUCGCGGCUUUUUCGAAUAUUCCGAAUAUUGAUUCGUGUGGUGUUUUUCUUUUAAACUGUACGAAUAUUUUUUCUUUUUAAUCACAGACUUACCGCAAUCAUGCAAAAACGAUUCAUAACACCGUGGUUGAAAUCGGAGUUUUUGUUCAAUUUUACUACACUUAGCAAACGACAAAAUGCGUGUAUAAAUGUUAUACACACAUUUACGAAAAAGGUAAAAUAUAAUAUUAUUGUUAUCCUGUGAUAAUUUCAUAAUAGUAAUAUUCGAAAAUAAUUUUAGCAGUUGUAUAAUAAAAUUAUAUUAUAUAAUCAAAAUUAUUAUCGCAGGUUAUUAAAGAGAAAAAAGAGAAUUUCAAAAUGUACAAAAAUCAAACUUCAGAUGCGAAUAAAAACGACAUCCACUAUAGUAAUUAUAUUUUCAUUUAUAUAAACACGACAAACAAUAGAUCAUAUUUUAUCGUUUCGUAUAACAAGUAUCUAUUGUAAAUAAUAUUAAUUUUUCACUAGAAAAAAAAUCGAAUAAGGCACUGUUGGAAUGUUUACUGGACGUGGUUUCUGAUGAUGGCAAGAUAUUAAGCGAUGAAGAUAUCCAGGAAGAAGUCGAUACAUUCAUGUUUGCCGUAAGCGUUAUACAUUUUUCUGAAGCUAUAUAAAAAAAAAAAAAUAUCACAAUUAUGCUAUUUUAUCGCUUAACUCGAAAUAUUUUGUUUAAGCUUACGUUUUAAAGAAAAAAUUAUUUAAAAUCAAGUUUAUUUAAUCGUCAUUUGGUAUAUUUUUCUCGUUCUACAGGGAGUCGAUACAAGUUCCUCCACGAUUUCUUGGAUUUUAUAUACGUUGGGUAAAUAUCCGGAAGCACAAGACCGAAUAUUAGAAGAAUUGGAUGAAAAACUACCAAAUUUCGGAAAUCAGACGUUGUCGACAAUCGAUUUAGCCAGUCUUGAUUAUUUAGAGAGGACGAUUAAAGAGGUUCAACGACUUUAUCCAUCCGUUCCGUACAUUGGUCGACAAAUUUAUGAGCAAUUAACAAUCGGUAAAUGAAAUUGAUAAUAAGAAUUAUGUAAGAUAUAAUUUUAAAAUACAAAUAAUAUUUCUUCGGCUAAUAUAAUAAACUUAGGUAAAGAUUUAGUUUUACGAACAAAUCCAAUAUACGAGUAUAACGCACUAUGAGUAUAGGUACUUAAUAAUGAUAGGUACAUCGUGUAAAGAUUAUACAGAGUGAACAGAAAAUCAAGUGUUGUUGGCCAAUGCUAUAAGUGAAAAGUUUCGAAACAGUUAUUCUUGAAAUCCUACACAUUUUUGUUGCCACGUUUUCAUUUUACUCACAGUUACUAACACACUGAAAUCUAAAUCACCUUGGUACACUUUAACUAUAAAUGCUUAAUUUUUUCUCCGUGAAGUAUAAUAGAUAGUCACUAGUGUCUAGUGUCAUGAUAGUCCAAUAUGAUGUUAAGUACAUAACGAAUAAUAACGAUUAUUUAAUAGAUAUGGAAUCAUGACUAUUAAGUUCCGCAACUAGUCAUGGGACAUGGUGCACAGCAGGUGACAGCUACAAGACGGAGAAAAUCUUCUCUAAAACCUUCUUAUCCUUAUUUACCUCUAGCAAAAAAAAAAAAAGUCAAUUGAGGAGAGGGGUUAUAACACCCGAAAUCCUCCCUGGCUACGUUACUGCCUUCUACCCACACUCAAAUACACUCUUAUACAAUAUAAUUAUAAUAGAUAAUAAUAAUUCGUUUGUUAGGAAUAAUAUCCGGUUGUUUAUAAAGGUUUUUAUUGUGGAUAAACGUUUUGCAGACGAACACACGAUUUUACCGGGGACUUCGAUUUUCAUAAACGUAUUUGCAUUGCACAGAAAUGCAAAAUAUUUCCCAAAUCCCGAAAAAUUUGACCCGGACAGAUUUUUGAAGGUAAACAGAAACGAACAAAAUCCGUAUUCCUUUAUACCGUUCAGCGCCGGACCAAGAAACUGUAUCGGUAAGUUAUUGUAUAAUAUUAAAAUGUCGUGAACUAACAUAAUAGUAUCUAAUACAUUAUCCUUUCGAUCAACUAAUGAUAGUGAAGACAUUAAUUAUUUUACCAUUAUAGCUAUUAAAUUAAUAAAUAAUAUUAUCGUACGUCAUAGUGAUUUCUUUUUUCGCGGUUCGUCGACCAUAAUAUGUUCUACGAAGAUUUCGAGCAAAAUAGAUUCGAUUUUAUUUUGUUUUAGUACAUAUUCACUAUAGGAUUCGAAUCGUUCAAAGAUUUUAUUUAUAUUGUUUUCAUAAUUUCAUUCCGCGCGUAUAGUUACGUACACCGUAAACGCGAUAUUAUAUUAAGGAUGGGACAAGUACCACUUUUUGCCGAUAGCGAUAGGUAUCUGAUAUUCCGAUUACAAAUGGCACCGAACAGACGCGAAAUAAAGAAAAAUAAAAACACGAAAAAAUUCGCUCACGCAUGUUUUAAUAAAACAUUUUUUACCUAUAAUUCAUAUUAUAUUCAUACAUAUUCAUAUCUGCGUAAAUAUCGCAGACACUUCAAAAUAUAUGCAUAGUUUCUUGUUCCCUGUUACAUGUUUUAUAAUUUCAUUGUUAUGCCGUAAAAAAAACAUAUUCAAGAGAUUACAGUAAAUACCUAAUACAUUUAAAAUAACUUCUAUACUAUAAUAUUAUCUAUAAUAAAUAAUGUGAUAAUAAUACUGUUUGUUAAUGCGUUAGAAAUAAUUUCCCGUACACACCAUUCCGUAUCUAUAUUACUAAUAUUUAUUAAAACAAACUAUCUAAUUUUAUGACAUAUCUGAAGAUCGAGUCUAGCUCAAAUACAUGUUUUUGAGUUUAAUUUAUUUAUUUAAUCCUUUUUCGAAAAUUGAAUUAAAAUAAAGUCUUUUUUUAAAAAAAAAAGAUAAAUAUAUUAUAUACAAUAUAGAAUGAAAUACUCGUAUCAUUAUACAAUUUAUAUAAGCCAUAAGGUUAGUAAAGGUUGUAAACCCCUAAUUCUUCCUAAAUCCUCUACAAUUGAUAAAUUAUUGCUACGCCACUGGAUAAGAGCUAUCCGAUUGUCUAAACACUCUAAACUUUACGCCUUUGGGGUGAAGUGGUCUUCUUUUAUAGAAAGAUUAUUAUUUCUACACCACUCAUGAUCAUGCUUCUUCCUAAAUAAUAUCGGAAAUUAUAACUGUUUCUAGUCGUAUAAAUAUAUUUAUGUAUCACGAACAUUGUACUAUUAUUUCUUAUAAAUAUUUUUGGCUUGUUUCAGGUCAAAAAUUCGCUAUGAAUGUUCUCAAAAUAACUAUUGCAACAUUUCUAAAAUCGUACAAGGUUCGAUCACUAGACCCGGAAGACAAAUUGGGGCUCGUCAGCGAAAUAGUAUUAAACGCGCUGAACGGAAUUAAAUUGACAAUUGAAGAACGGGUGUGAUUCUAACACGAAUUGUAUACCGAAUUGUAUACCUAUAUCCUACAUUAAUAUUGUAUUAAUUACCUACAUGCUUCCAGUGAAUUAAAUGGUAUUAUUAUGUUUUUAUUAAAAUAUUAAUUUUUAAGUUUCUAUGCUCGCUUUGAAAUCUAACGUAGGUACCUAUGUAUAAUAUAUAUCAUGUAUACAUUUUGAUGAUAACUUUUGAAUCACAUAUACAUGAGUUUAUUGAUUUAUUAUAUUAUUACGGUUAUUAUUUUUAAGUUUAUAACCUGGAAAUUUGUUUUUUAUUUUUGUUUUUUACUACUUAUAUGGCUAAAAAAUAUUAAAACUUUUUUGUGUAAUCCAUCUGAUAAAAAAAGGG
Molecule: messenger RNA, 28523 nt
Organism: Cinara cedri
Lineage: Eukaryota; Metazoa; Arthropoda; Insecta; Hemiptera; Aphididae
Source: the annotation of a GenBank genome assembly